This is a messenger RNA of Aedes albopictus (Asian tiger mosquito), 5522 nucleotides long. RefSeq names its product cationic amino acid transporter 2. Gene Ontology annotation, biological process: L-ornithine transmembrane transport; L-arginine import across plasma membrane. The coding region runs from base 938 to 4414 and encodes 1158 amino acids. The record is from RefSeq and is a predicted model, not a curated record. Gene Ontology annotation, molecular function: L-lysine transmembrane transporter activity; L-arginine transmembrane transporter activity; L-ornithine transmembrane transporter activity. Gene Ontology annotation, cellular component: plasma membrane. NCBI's taxonomy places the organism in Eukaryota, Metazoa, Arthropoda, Insecta, Diptera, Culicidae. The transcript has 8 exons.
CAUACCGCAACAGAGCUGCAUCCACAGCUGAUUAUUUUCCCUGGCUGAUGCUCAACCACUUUGCCCGCGAAUUGGCUGGUUGGUAGGUGUGAGCGCAUCUGCCCUGGAGAGUUGAGUUGCGCGCUCCACUCUGUUCAGUGAGAUUAGAGCACAUCAUCCUAGCUAGUGGUAUGGCCCAAGGGCUCUCCAGCUCGGCCGGUCAUAUGGCGGUUACUGUGUGUGCGCGGGCCGUCGUUGAUGAUAGGUAGGUAGUAGAUGGCGCUUAGUGGCUAUUAUACUGCGGUGCACUGCAUUGUUUCGCGAAUCGGUUCAGAUUUUAAUUGCGCUUAGACUCCCGAGCGGUUCGGUCGUGCUUUUUAAUUACUCUCUCGACGGCGGUGACUCUAGAGGGUGAAGGUGUUGACGACGGUUACGGUUCCAGUUCGACGCGGGGUGAAAAGUUGAGUUUUAAGUGGGUGCCUGACUCGAUUACGAACUGAAUCGUUUUCGCCCGUGAAGAUGAUUACAGUGUUUGGUAGAUGUAACCGAAAGAGAAGAGCUAUCCAUACUGUGCGUAACGAGUGAAAUUCAAGUGAUUUUAGCCAGGAAAUUCUAUCCUGUGAAGAAUCGAAAUUUAUUUCCGAGAAAAGCUUAGCUCAGAAGAAGACAAGUGACCCAUCGAUAUUGUUCGAAGGAAAUUGAGUUGAUAGCUAUUGUCAGAGUCGAUUGAUUGUACUAUACAGCAAUCGUCCAGGAGCAGUGUGAUAAGAGAAAUCGUUUUUCGGUUACGUCAGUGAAUUUCUGAACACCAAGGCAGCUCCAGUAUAAAUCAUUUGGUCACUCGUGCAGCCUCAACUUUGCCCCUCAAAUAGGAUUGGUGCAGAUGCCCAUAAAACCUUAAAGACCAUCAUCAAAAGCCCCGAGCAGUCGGCUUAGUCAGUCGCGACCGGCACAUAAUAUGUCCGCGCCCUCAUGCUGGAAGAUUCUAACGCGAAAGAAAAUCCUCUCGAUCGACGGUGACGGCUCGUCCGGAGCGGACAAUGGCAAACUGGGACGGAUACUGAACACCUACGAUCUGACGGCGCUGGGCGUCGGAGCUACCCUGGGCGUUGGCGUGUACGUACUGGCCGGCCAUGUCUCCAAAGACCAGGCCGGACCGUCCGUUGUGCUGUCGUUCCUGAUUGCGGCCGCUGCCUCCUUUCUAGCUGGCCUCUGCUACGCAGAAUUUGGAGCUCGAGUACCAAAGUCCGGUUCGGCAUACAUCUACAGCUAUGUAUGCAUCGGCGAGUUUAUGGCGUUCGUCAUCGGUUGGAACCUGAUGCUGGAGUAUAUCAUUGGAUCAGCAAGCGUUUCCCGAGGGUUGAGUUUGUACAUCGACACGUUGGCAAAUGAUACGAUGAAGAUUCGGUUCCGGGAGAUUGCUCCCAUGGAGUGGGACUUCAUGUCCAGCUAUUUUGAUUUCUUUGGCUUUUCGGUGGCGAUCUUAUUGGGAGUCGCCUUGGCCUUCGGCCUUAAGAAGUCAACCAUAGUGAACAACUGCUUCACGGUGCUGAACAUCGGAAUAGUGUUGUUCGUGAUUAUCGCGGGAGCGAUCAACGCGGACGUCUCCAACUGGAACGUCAACCCAGCCAACGUAUCCACGAUCUACAACGUGGGUGAAGGAGGGUUCUUCCCUUUUGGUUUCGAGGGAACUCUGCGUGGAGCAGCGACCUGUUUCUUCGGAUUCGUAGGGUUCGACUGCAUUGCCACAACCGGUGAAGAGGUCAAGAAUCCACGCAAGGCCAUCCCCCGAGCAAUUCUGCUGUCCCUCUGUACGAUCUUCUUGGCGUACUUUGGAGUCUCGACAGUCCUCACUCUGAUGUGGCCCUACUACAAGCAGGACGUCAACGCACCGUUGCCGUUCGUGUUCAACGAAAUUGGGUGGACUUUCGCCAAAUGGACGGUAGCCAUCGGUGGAAUCAUCGGGCUGGUAGCCAGUCUGUUCGGGGCCAUGUUUCCACAGCCGCGGAUCAUCUACGCCAUGGCGCAGGACGGAUUGGUGUUCAAGGCCUUGGGAGAGGUCAGUCCACGAUUCAAGACGCCGGUGUUUGGGACGCUCUGUGCUGCUUUGCUGACCGGCACCAUGGCCGGUUUGUUCGAUUUAAAAGCUCUAGUCAAUAUGCUAUCGAUCGGUACGCUGAUGGCGUAUACCGUGGUAGCGAUCUCAAUACUCAUUCUAAGAUUUUCCGAAGCACCACAAACUGCCUCCAUCCCAUCUACCAGUAAGCAAAUGCAAGAAUCUUCAAACCUCCUCAAGUCCGGUGACCGCCUGACGGGGUCUGCCUUCAUGAGGCAACUGUUCAACGUAUCCUGCGUCAGGAUACCGUCCCACACUUCCACCAGUGUCGUUGGAGUGCUCGUCACACUGUACUGCCUUGUCUCCUUGGGGCUUUCGCUGACGAUCUACUACGCCAAGCAACCCCUCUACGACCUGGAACCGUGGGCACUGACGCUGGCCGGUGCCCUCCUGGGCAUUCUCCUGCUCAUUCUGUUACUGAUGUCGAUUCAGCCGCGGGAAACGGCUGAAGCACCGUUCAAGGUCCCCUUCGUACCGCUGCUACCUGCGAUCAGUAUUUUCGUCAACAUCUACCUGAUGUUGAUGCUGGACGUGUACACGUGGAUUCGCUUCGGCAUUUGGAUGGGAAUCGGUCUACCGAUGUACUUAGUUUGUGUUUGUACUGGUAAGAAGUCUGUUGAGAAAGAGGGAAAGAAGACACCGAGUGCUCGGCCCAGCCAGAAUGGGCAGCUGCACGAGUCAGAAGGGGAAGAUAACCAGGGUUUUGAACACAGUGAGGUACCCACGACGAUCACCUCGAAUGGGUAUUAUUCGCAGAACCUAAGCACGGUGAUCAACGGGAGUGACGAAAAGCAGCUUAAGUUGAUUCCGGUUGGAGAUGUCUCCAGUAAGGACAAAGCUGAAAAAGAGGAAGAGCUUGUUCAGACGAAGGCCAAGUCGAGGACUCCAUCGCCCAAGAGCAGCAUGGACGAGAUCGUGGCCGUUUCGGAGUUAUCCGAUUUGGUAACGGAGAAGGUUGAGCCUAACGGCAAGGCUUACUUUGUGGAGGACGUUAAUGAGAAGAACUCAGAUUCAAUCGAGGAAACCAGCAAAGCGAUCGCCAUUUUAGAUGAUAUAUUGAAUGACGAAGAAAAAAUUAUGGAUAAUAUGUAUCCUUCUUUGGAUGACGAGUCCUUAGCUAGUCCUGUAUUCAGGGAACAAUCGGUAAUCGCAGAUAUUCAUCGAGAAGAUGAAAUCUCCAUGCCGCCAAUCGACGUACCUAUUGUAGAACCUGUUCAAGAAGAAGAUGUAGAGUCUAGUCAUGAAACUGAUCUGGAAACAUCUCCUCCAAAUUCCCUCACUGUGGAGGAAACUCCUCCCAUACGUCCUCGAGCUGCUUUCGUAGUUGGACAGGACGCCCAAAGCCCACUAAACUCAGACGAAGAAGAUGUUCACUACAAUCGACUAGAUAGUCAAAAGCAAAAACAGUUCAUGACUCGGCUGAGCACGCUGCUAAUAAAACCUCAGCAACUGCCAUACAAACGGAAGAGCAGGAAAUCCACUUCAGAGGAGACUACUGAAAAUCCUGAACUACCUCGCAGUAAUAGUGAACCUAGUUUCAUACUACUACUAGACAAUAACGAAAAGAAUGAAAGCGGAACUGACAGCCCUGAAAAAUCCCCAACAGAAGCUGUCCCUCCUCCUCCCAUGUUCGAUGAGGCUCUUUUCAACACCGUCAAGCCGGAGAGUGAACUAGAGAAAGUCAAAACCCCAGUACCGGAAACCCCGGUCCCCGUUGCUCCCAAAUUCGAUCCAAUCCUGUACAAUACCGUAGGUCGUGAUAAAUCUGCACGACCUAGCAUACUCUCCCCUCCCAUAGUAACCCCCGGUUACAAUGAGAUCACCCUGAAAAAACUCAAUCCUCAGUCGACGCCUCUGGAAGAAACGCCCGUCGAUACCGACGAAGAUUCUUCCGGCAAUCCUCGCGAAGCGUUCAAAUCGAAACUAGAACAACUGCUUUCGCGAGGUCCCACCCCGAAAAUUCGGCCCAAAACUCUACCUCCACUAGCGCUAGAUCGACAAACUUCCCCAAUUCUCACGAACACCCCAGCUCCUGCCCAAAGCAGUUCAACGGCGGAAGUUCCUGCGCCGUCCAACGGUGAACCACAACCAGCCGCGCCAACGCCUACCACUCCGAGCAAUUUCCGAGAGCUGGCGAAAACUUUCGACACUGCCAAGAAGAAGCAGAAGCUCAUAUUUGACGAUGUGCUCAAAGCCAUCAACCCCGAUACCCGGCCCAGCAGCAUACGGAACUCGCUCGAACACCGGAUGUCGUUUUCCGAGUUCAAGAACGGGCUCAAGAAAACCGUUCCCCCGAAACAGUACCUGCCCGAUGCGUGAUGGUGCCCAGUGCAUGGUGAAAUAGUUGUGAGAAGAAUGGUGAUAACAAAGAAUACAUUAGAUGCUCGAGAAGUACGGCAGCCUGGUUGGUGUGAUCUUGCAGCUACUUAGGACGACGGAGUAGUGCGAAGUAAGGUUUGGCCCUGUACGCGUUCUACGGAUUCCGCAACAGCUACCAGGAGGUCUACUCCCGCCAGAACGGGUGGACCAAACUCAAAUAUGUGCGCUGAGGGUCCUGGAUCUCCGCCCCUACCGCAACGUCGAACCCAGUCCUCUUCAUCAAUCCGUCAAUCUAGUGAGCAAAAGUGAUAUUUUCCUUCUGAGAAAUUGAGGAAUAAGCAUGGAAAGAUAGUGUUAUUAACAAGCUAGGAAAAAAGUGAUUAUUUAUGUAUCGAAAUGUGAGAGAAAGAAAAACAGUACAGGAAAACCCCAAUAAAGGCAUUAGUGCAUACCAUUAUUAUUUUGAACUAGGUUAAGCGAACUGUAGAAAUUUAGAUAAGAGAGCCACGAAAAUAAAACUUGCCAUAUGUACAGAAAAUAUAUAGUAGUGAGGUUACGUAUAUAUCGAACGGAUAACUUGGCUAAUUAGUGACUGCGUUUAGAUUAUCUUGAAUCAAUCUGUUGGUUGAGCUUUGCCAACAGUGCUCCAGCUGUGCUGUUGUUUUUGGUCCAAACCAGUAGAGAGUACAGUACUGGCAGAAAUAAAAUGAUCAUCCGAUAAAAAGACAAAUUUGGAAACACCCUGCUGAGCUAAUGGACAGUCUUGGAGUUAUAACGGUUAAAGCAAUGUUCAAGAAUUUUGGGCUGUUAAAUGUAUUUAUUCGGCGUAUUCAAUGCUUCAAGAUUCAAGGAGUUUUGGCAAAGGAUUCAAUCUCUAUCUAAGUGAUUCAAAAAUUUUUUAACAACAAGUAAAACAUUCGUUAUUAGACAACUGAUAAUUGAGUAAUUUACGAAAUAUGUAUUAAAACUACACGGAUCACUUUUUCUGACAGUACUGUAGCUAAAGCAUCUAAACAUUACAUUCACCCAUUAAAGAGAUAAACAAGCUAUCAAUGUAGGACACAAUCAAAAGACACAUUCCUAAAAGUUGAACACAAGCAGAUACCUG